AGGCUGCAACAGGUGCCUUGAGCAGGAAGCUCGCGCCGCCACCCGCUCCCCGGACGCGUCCAGGACCCACUGCGCCGUGAGCCAUCCUCGGCCUCACCGUGCGCCACAGACACGGUGACCCCUGCUCUGCGCACCGCGACCCUACACGAACCCGCAGCCCGAACGCCCCGAGCCAUGGACGCCCCGGAGCCGCAGCCCGACCCCGAUGGCGGGGACGGUCCAGGCCACGAGCCCGGGGGCAGUCCCCAAGACGAGCUGGACUUUUCCAUCCUCUUCGAUUAUGACUAUCUGAACCCUAUCGAAGAAGAACCGAUCGCACAUAAGGCCAUCAGCUCACCCUCGGGACUCGCAUACCCGGAUGAUGUCCUGGACUAUGGCCUCAAGCCAUGCAACCCCCUCGCCAGUCUCUCUGGCGAGCCCCCUGGCCGGUUCGGAGAGCCGGAUAGUAUAGGGUUCCAGAACUUUCUGAGCCCAGUCAAGCCAGCAGGGGCUUCGGGCCCGAGCCCUCGGAUCGAGAUCACUCCAUCCCACGAACUGAUGCAGGCAGGGGGGGCCCUCCGUGGGAGAGACGCCGGCCUGUCCCCCGAGCAGCCGGCCCUGGCCCUGGCCGGCGUGGCUGCCAGCCCGAGGUUCACACUGCCCGUGCCCGGCUACGAGGGCUACCGCGAGCCGCUUUGCUUGAGCCCCGCUAGCAGCGGCUCCUCUGCCAGCUUCAUUUCUGACACCUUCUCCCCCUACACCUCGCCCUGCGUCUCACCCAAUAACGCCGGGCCCGACGACCUGUGUCCCCAGUUUCAAAACAUCCCUGCUCAUUAUUCCCCCAGAACCUCUCCAAUAAUGUCACCUCGAACCAGCCUCGCCGAGGACAGCUGCCUGGGCCGACACUCGCCCGUGCCCCGUCCGGCAUCCCGCUCCUCCUCACCCGGUGCCAAGCGGAGGCAUUCGUGCGCAGAGGCCUUGGUUGCCCCUCUGCCCGCAGCCUCACCCCAGCGCUCCCGGAGCCCCUCGCCACAGCCCUCGCCUCACGUGGCACCGCAGGACGACGGCAUCCCCGCUGGGUACCCCCCCACGGCCGGCUCCGCUGUUCUCAUGGAUGCCCUCAACACCCUGGCCACCGACUCGCCCUGCGGGAUCCCCUCCAAGAUAUGGAAGACCAGUCCUGACCCGACGCCUGUGUCCACCGCUCCCUCCAAGGCUGGCCUGGCCCGCCACAUCUACCCUACUGUGGAGUUCCUGGGGCCAUGUGAGCAGGAGGAGAGGAGGAAUUCCGCUCCAGAGUCCAUCCUGCUGGUACCACCCACCUGGCCCAAGCAGUUGGUGCCGGCCAUUCCCAUCUGCAGCAUCCCUGUGACUGCAUCCCUCCCACCACUCGAGUGGCCACUCUCCAAUCAGUCGGGUUCCUAUGAGCUGCGGAUUGAGGUCCAACCCAAGCCCCAUCACCGGGCCCACUAUGAGACGGAGGGCAGCCGUGGCGCUGUCAAAGCCCCAACAGGAGGACACCCUGUGGUGCAGCUCCACGGCUACAUGGAGAACAAGCCUCUGGGGCUUCAGAUCUUCAUUGGGACAGCAGAUGAGAGGAUCCUUAAGCCACACGCCUUCUACCAAGUUCACAGGAUCACUGGGAAAACGGUCACCACCACGAGCUAUGAGAAGAUCGUGGGCAACACCAAGGUCCUGGAGAUCCCCCUGGAGCCAAAGAACAACAUGAGAGCCACCAUCGACUGUGCAGGCAUCCUGAAGCUCCGAAACGCUGACAUCGAGCUGCGGAAGGGCGAGACGGACAUCGGCAGGAAGAACACGCGUGUGCGCCUGGUGUUCCGCGUGCACGUCCCGGAGCCCAGUGGGCGCAUCGUCUCCCUGCAGGCUGCGUCCAACCCCAUCGAGUGCUCUCAGCGCUCUGCCCACGAGCUGCCCAUGGUGGAGAGACAAGACAUGGACAGCUGCCUGGUCUACGGGGGCCAGCAGAUGAUCCUCACGGGCCAGAACUUCACAGCGGAGUCCAAGGUUGUGUUCAUGGAGAAGACUACAGAUGGGCAGCAGAUUUGGGAGAUGGAAGCUACGGUGGAUAAAGACAAGAGCCAGCCUAACAUGCUUUUUGUUGAGAUCCCCGAGUAUCGCAACAAGCACAUCCGCGUGCCCGUGAAAGUCAACUUCUACGUCAUCAACGGAAAGAGGAAACGAAGUCAGCCACAGCACUUUACCUACCACCCAGUCCCUGCCAUCAAGACAGAGCCCAGCGAUGAGUAUGAACCAUCUUUGAUCUGCAGCCCCGCCCAUGGAGGCCUGGGGAGCCAGCCAUAUUACCCACAGCACCCAAUGCUGGCCGAGUCCCCCUCCUGCCUUGUGGCUACCAUGGCCCCCUGCCAACAGUUCCGCUCGGGGCUCUCAUCCCCUGAUGCUCGCUACCAACAGCAGAGCCCCGCAGCUGCCCUCUACCAGAGAAGCAAGAGCCUGAGUCCCGGCCUGUUGGGCUACCAGCAGCCGUCCCUUCUGGCAGCACCCUUGGGUCUGGCUGAUGCCCACCGCUCUGUGCUGGUGCAUGCUGGUUCUCAGGGGCAGGGGCAGGGCUCCACCCUGCCACACACAUCCUCGGCCAGCCAGCAGGCCUCACCCGUGAUCCACUACUCACCCACCAACCAGCAGCUUCGAGGUGGGGGUCACCAGGAGUUCCAGCAUAUCAUGUACUGUGAAAACUUCGGCCCCAGCUCUGCCAGGCCUGGCCCACCUCCCAUCAACCAAGGUCAGAGGCUGAGCCCGGGCGCCUACCCCACAGUCAUCCAACAACAGACUGCCCCAAGCCAAAGAGCUGCCAAAAACGGACCCAGUGACCAGAAGGAAGCUCUGCCCACGGGAGUGACCGUCAAACAGGAACAGAACCUGGACCAGACCUACCUGGAUGACGUUAAUGAAAUCAUCAGGAAGGAGUUUUCAGGACCUCCCUCCCGAAAUCAGACCUAGAAACAAACAUAAUCACGCGACGCCUUCUACUCUGGACCGCUUCUGUCUCCUCCUGCCGUCUGUGACUGGGACACUACGCAUGCGCACAGUGCACGCAGAUGGUGUCAGAGCCUGGAAGCCUGCUGCCGCGCAAACAGCAUCUUAGCCGUUGUCCAUGGUGACUGGACAUGAAAAGCAACUGCCUGCUGACCAAAGCCUCAUUCUCAACUCACCAGGAUGCUGAACCUGAGACGCUGGCAGGAGAACUGGAGGAACUGCGAUAGCCCACAGACAUGGCUCCUAUCUCUCUCGGGAAGGGUCUUCAGCCAGAGCAACUAAAAGAGCAUGGCCCAAGAGUCUGGCUUCCGGGCUCCAGAACCCCAGGUCUCUGUAGGAGCUGACACUGGACGUUCAUCUGCUCACCAACUGGGCCACAGCAAAGCUUCAUUUUGAAUUUUCUCUUUCCAAAGCCAAACAGCCUUGCCCUGACAGGACCACCUGUCCCAACUUCUCAGCCUUAAGUUAUAACACACGAACGUGUCUGCCAGCUUCUGGGCCUUUGCUGUGUUUUCCUCUGCUUCAAAGAGCCAACCAAGGAGGCCGUGGGCUGAGAGCCCUCUCGGCCAGCUAUGGCUGGUGGGAUCCAGCCCCGGCUGCCUGUUGGGAACACUGCUUCUGAAGGUUCCCCUCUCCACCCGCUCCACCCAGACGUCGGGAGAACCUUCUGGGUCCUUGCAUUGACUGUUAAGGAGCUAAAACCACCAAACCCUGUCAAAACCUACAGGUGUUUGUCAUGACCGCCACCAAACAGAACAAAGGGGCCGAAAUCUCCCUCUGCUCUGAACUCAAAGCAGGGAAGUGCUGGCUUCACCCUAGUUUGUUUUUUUUAACCCGAAUUCAUGUAAAGCCUCCAUAGACUCCUGAACGCAGCUGCAUGAGCUGUGACUCAGGCGGAUCCACCCCAGCAUAUGCCUUAGUGUGAUCAAGCCCUGCCUGGCCCGGUUGUGUGUCCUGUGGGAUUCUCCACACACACUGCCUGCUACAGGCGGUCCUCCAUGAUCUUCCUCCUGGUUCAGUUUUCUUCUUCCAACAGCGUUUCCCCUAAUCGUGUACGCAAGACCGUCCUCUCCCCUUGCCUUCAUCCCAGACGUCUCUAUUGGGCAUCUUCUUAAAGUGACUUUCUCGGCUUUGUGUGCUAGGCAGAGGACCCGAGAAGCAAGCUACAGUGGCUAAGUACCCGUGGUUGGUUUCUUACGUCCUGGCUUUCUUGUCAAAGUCGUCUGAAAGGAAAUGGCUGGAGCUGGGCCAGCUGUGGCUGGUUCUCCUUACAGAGACCCCAUGCCCAGGGUUUAGCUUGAACAUGCAAAUGUGACUUUGUGGUCAGGACCUAGCAUGUCUCCCCUUUGCUGCAGCCCUGGGCUUUCCCUCCACUGACCCCAUGCGUAGACCUGGGCAGAAUUCUCGUGUGAACCCAGAAUGUCUGUAAGAAGUUGAGCACUAAGCCGCUAUGAGUCUAAGUACUUCCUGCUAAGCGAGAAACGUUCUGCUGGCCCUUUACGGCCAGGAGCUUCUGACUGGAGCAAUGCCGACUUCUCUGGGGAAGGGCGAUGAGGGUUCGGUGAGUGAUAGUUCACACUUGCCCUGGCUGAGAGCCACGUUUUGCACAUGAGGGAGUCAGGCCCUUCCUCAGAUAUCUCCAAGUUUUACCCAAGUGCCUUCCUGCAAUUGUAGUCAUUGUAAUUGUAGCUCAGCUGCACUGUCCACAGGGCGACAAAGGGCUAACUCACUUCCCAUUAGUUUUCAUGUCAGCGAAGGGGUUCCUGGUAGCUCAGACUCCUAUACUUUCCUCUGUGUGUAUGUGUGCAUGUGUGUGUGUGUGUGUGUGUGUGUAUACGUGUACUCAAUGCUCUUCCCUUUAUACUAUCUUAGCCAGAUAGUCUCAGAAACUUGUUGAUAAAUAUCCCAAACAGCCAAGGAGAGAAAGCAGCAUCUGUUACCAAACAGGCCAGAGAACGUGUAUGAGUGGCAGAGAGCUAUGGAGAAGGUUUGGUCAGUUACAGACUCCAGGGGGAAACGAGGCUGGGAGUGACUGCUUAUCAACCAUUUCCAGGAUGGGGCAGGAUGGAGAGAUGCAGUCUGAUCUUAGCAAAUGAGAAAAGAUGCCCGAGCAGUGACGACGAGUGUACCGCACGUGGGUUAGAGGGGCGGAAGCGGAAGUGUGUCCUUGCUAAAUCCGUGGUGUCGUUCCGGUGACAGUUCCAUAUUGCUAAAUGUGGCACUUUCUCUUCCAAGUCUACAGAUCUCCCUGACUGUACAAAGGCGCCGCUGAUGGGGAGUAUAUCUAUCCACCCAGAUUAGUAUGGUAUUAAAUUUUAUUUUCUUAUUUGUAUUUUGAUGCUUUUUACCUGCCUUUUACAUAUCUCACCCCUGUUGGAGUUAGAACAUAUUUAUAAAUGGUCAGAUGUCUUUUUUUAAGGGUCUAUUUCUUUUUUUAAAAAAAUCUAUAUCUUCAUUUUCUGUAAGAGAAAUGGUAUACUUCUGAGUUUUGUUUUGUUUUGUUUUUCAUUCCGGGAAACAAAUCCAAAGACUCACCUCGGGUCCUAUCAAGACCUCAGGAUGGGAGGGAAAGGGACUUUGUAGGAGAGAACACCUUUUUUUAGCUUGAGAAAGAGGGCCAGCUUCAGCUUCACGCCAGGGCUGUCCCUGAGAACUGUACAUGAAAGGUUUGGUUGGUGGUUUCAAUCUAAAGCCACAGAACUCUGUCUUUCCAUGGACAAGCUCCUUCAGGCAGGCUGAUAGUGACAGAGCCAACCACGUGGAGUCCUCCAAGGUGACACUGAUGUGCAGCAUCCAAAGAACAGCCACCUUCUCCCCAGCGCAUCAUAGCCACGGACCAAGUGAGCAGGUUCCUCCCGUGACCUGGGAUAACAUUGUUCACAUGCAAGCGGCAGCCUGGUCACCCAUUAUCCAUCACCACCAGCCGUGGCCAGCCGCCGGCAGCACCGUCACACAGGGAAGCCGGAAGCCAAUGUGUUUUAAUGAGCACUCAGAACCUAUAGGAGGCUGAGUUGGUUUAUCUUCACACCACAGUGCUCAGCAUGGGGGGGGGGGAAUGGGGGCUACUUAACAACUGUGUUCAUUUGGCGCGCUUCAGAAAAGACACAGAGGUGGCCAGGCUAGGGCGAGUAUUCCUGAACUCUUUGCUGUCAGGGAAGGCUGGAGGAACCUGACACAUCCUCACCACUGGCGUCUCCCAAGCUUGGACACCAACCUUCAUGGACCCAAACCAGGCAGCUGCAGAGCGGGAGAUUUCCCUGCAGUCCAGUAGUUGCAUAAAUGAGGCAACAUCACCUUCACCUACGACCAGCUUACUCGUGCCUUGACAGACAUACGGCCACCAUCAUUGUCUUAGUCCAGUUUGUUUACAGCUAACUCUCAAUGGUGGGCCAGGAGUGGUGCUUCCCUGAGCAGGACCCCUCUGAGAUCACAGUGAAGUCCUGGAAACUGGAGUCAAAAGUGUUAAUGCUGUCAGAUGGGAAUAAACAUCCCUGCCCUGCCUGGCCCUGCCCUCUCAGGCUUUAGAUGGACUGGGUGCAGACAGUGCUGUUGCUAUGUGAGUAGGAGCCCCAGCAUUCUGUGAGAGCAUCCCAGACAUCAGAGAAUCCCCGUCCCCCUGUCAUUUCUCAGCCCUCAUGGGAGCCUGCUCAUCGGGCUCUGAAGGCUGGGGUUUGGGAAAAUCUCCGCCCCACUACCUGAGGAGUCGGGAUAUAUCACAUUCCUAUGCAAAACGAUUUUACUCUCCAGUUUCCUGCAGUUUAUUUUUGCUAUAUGUAAAGUAUUUUUAUACGGCUUAUAUGAUGACAGCUUAGCAAUAAACA
Molecule: messenger RNA, 6815 nt
Organism: Mus caroli (Ryukyu mouse)
Lineage: Eukaryota; Metazoa; Chordata; Mammalia; Rodentia; Muridae
Gene: Nfatc2
Product: nuclear factor of activated T cells 2
Biological process (GO): regulation of transcription by RNA polymerase II; calcineurin-NFAT signaling cascade; cytokine production
Cellular component (GO): transcription regulator complex
Molecular function (GO): DNA-binding transcription factor activity, RNA polymerase II-specific; transcription factor binding; RNA polymerase II cis-regulatory region sequence-specific DNA binding
Source: RefSeq, a predicted model, not a curated record